CAUUUCUUCUUUCCUGCAAGGAACACCCGGGGUUUUUAUAUCCGUGACGCUUGUGCAUAUCGAUUCCUUUUUUUUUCUCUCUUACUCCUCCUUCCAAAAUUAAAAUGAACGAUUUGGAUAGUCCACCGCUAGCAAACGUAUCGAAUCUAUCUCACCAUUAUGCUGUCAAUCGACGUGUUGCCCGACCUCGCAGCUUAAUUCCCGAUAGCGAUGUUCCUAAUCUUGCCGUGCGAUGGUUCCAUGCCAUAGAUAAUCCAAUUACAGACCCCAUCUCAGUCCGAAAGGCGAAAAGUUUGUCAAGACGAUCAACACAAACGUCAACUUCAUCGCCGUCAACUAAUUCUAGUAUGGGCUCACCAAAGAAGCUGCCUCCCAAAGAGUGGCUACCGUUUUCUAAAAGAGACUCGAAUGCCCUCGAAAAAGCAUAUCAAAACAAUGAUGUCAGGGCCAAAGUACUUGUAAACGAAGACCAUUUGUUCGAAGUGGAUGUGACAGCACGCACGAUAAGCCCCGUUUAUUGGGAAGGUCCAAUCUAUGAAGUCCGGCGCGCAACAUGGUUCAUCCAAGGCGAUGGGUCAAAGUGGGUUCCAUGUGAAGAGAGCUUGGCGGAACAAAUUGAAUUGGGCUAUUACAAACACAAACCAUAUUUGAUGGCUGAAGACCCAAUCACUACUACUACUACAAACCCGUCAUCUACUUCGAGUCUCUAUCCAGAGGAAAAGCAACAAGAAGACAAAGAUGACGCAGAGUUACAAAGAUCCGCAACAGCCAUCGAAGAAAAAAAGCUGGAAAUCAGUUUGGAACAGAAACCGGUAGAGAAGCAGUGGAAUUUGCUUGGGCCGUAUCUUGGACAAUAUAUUGUAUACACGGGUACCAAUACAGCGUGGCUAUUAUACAACACAGCCGGAAGCAAGAUUGCCAAAAGUAUUAUUACUCGACUGACGAACCGAUCCAAUUUGGGCGGCACACGGUUACUUCGAGGAUACCCGGAGGUAGAGAAACAAAGCAAGCCCAAAACUGCCAAUUCACCGAAAACGAUGGAACAAGAAAAGGCGGGCAAAGAGAACGAACGUAGUAUCGACGAUAUCACGAUGGCGCAAGAACAGGUCGAAGGAUAUGAUAAUGAAGAUAGCGAGGAGGAAAUGCGACCGAUCGAUCAUUUAAUAUUUGUCAUACAUGGAAUUGGUCAGAAAAUGUCAGAAAGAAUGGGUCAAAACUUUACUCAUGAUGUCAAUGUAUUGCGAAAAACAUUAAAAUCUGCUUAUCCAACAGCCAUAUCUGCUACAAACAGUCCUCAACGCCCUAAUGGUAUACAGGUUCUGCCUAUUUUAUGGAGACAUGAAAUCACAUUUGGCGUAGCAAGUGAUGACGAAGAGGGUCUUGAAAUGGACCUAGGUAUGGUUGGAGCAGACGAUGGACAUCCAACUCUGGACGAACUCACUCUGGAAGGCGUACCCAAUAUCCGUCUGGUGGUAUCCGAUGUUCUUUUGGAUGUUCCUCUCUAUCUUACACAAAAAUACCGUGACCAAAUGACAUCUAUAAUCAUUAAGGAAAUCAAUCGUGUGUAUCGACUCUUUGUUCAAAGAAACCCGGAAUUUUUAGAGAAACAAGGCAAGGUUACUAUUAUCGGACACUCGCUUGGCUCUUUACUUGCGUUUGACGUACUAAGCACACAACCACAGAUGAACUACUCCAAACCCACAUCUAUAUCUUUACUCGACGACGAAAAAAGCUCCUCUUCGACCGACAAAAAGAACAGUGCGGCACUGCUGUUUCCAGUACAAAACUUUUUUGCAGUAGGAUCUCCACUUGGCGUCAUUCUACUGUUGCGAGGUUACAAGAUUGCGUCACGGAAAUGCCUCGAGGCUGACCAGAUGAACGAUAGCGCCGCCAAUUUCGGUAACAUGUCGUAUACCCCUUCCACGAUAUCAUUCUGCUAUCCAGCAGUAGACAACUUAUACAAUAUUUUCCAUAAGUCGGAUCCAGUUGCUUAUCGACUCGAACCAUUGAUUGCCCGGCAAUACACAGCGAAACUCAAACCAGUUCCUAUCGCAUACAUCAAGGGAGGCUUAAAAAGCGUCAUUGAUGCAGGUUUUAGCGUCGGAUCCGGUAUCGCAAAUCGAGCUGGUGCCAUGUUUGAAUCCGUCAAGAUGGGUUUUACGACAAGUUUAUUCAUGCGUGGUCUGGGUCUUUCACGACAGAUGGAAGAAGAGUUAAAUCAGCAACAUCAGCAGCAGCAGCAGCAAUCUGAUUCAGUAGAACAAAAACAAGAAGACGUAGAGCAGCUAUACUCCUCCUAUCGAUCAACUCCACCCACUCCUGAUGAACAUUAUCUGCGCUCUAGAUCACGAAGCGACCCUGCAUUAGCCGAAAAAUAUCGAAGGAGGUCUGCAUCCAUGUCAUCUGGUGAAUUAUCGGGAGCCGAAAAGCUCCAAAUGCUCAACAAAAAUGGACGCGUCGAUUUUUGUUUACAAGAAGGCAUUUUAGAAAACCCAUAUUUGAGUGCAUUCAGCGCGCAUAUGACAUACUGGCAGGACUUGGAUGUUGCAGCAUUCCUUGUGCGCGAGAUAUAUACGACAAAUAAAUGUACAUAGCAUCA
Messenger RNA from Zychaea mexicana, 2599 nucleotides. RefSeq names its product DDHD domain-containing protein. Gene Ontology annotation, molecular function: glycerophospholipase activity; metal ion binding. The record is from RefSeq and is a predicted model, not a curated record. NCBI's taxonomy places the organism in Eukaryota, Fungi, Mucoromycota, Mucoromycetes, Mucorales, Lichtheimiaceae. Bases 105 to 2594 code for a protein of 829 amino acids. Gene Ontology annotation, cellular component: cytoplasm. The transcript is spliced from 11 exons.